AUGGCCAGAGAAAUUACCGAUAUUAAGCAAUUUUUGGAAUUGACCAGAAGAGCUGACGUUAAAACUGCCACCGUUAAGGUCAACAAGAAGAUUAACAAGGCUGGUAAGUCUUUCAGACAAACCAAAUUCAAGGUCAGAGGUUCUAAGACUUUAUACACUUUAGCCAUCAACGAUGCUGCUAAGGCCAAGAAGUUGAUCCAAUCCUUACCACCAACUUUGAAAGUUAACAAAUUAUAA
Naumovozyma dairenensis CBS 421 is the source of this 237-nucleotide messenger RNA. It is a transcript of the gene RPL38, whose product is annotated as 60S ribosomal protein eL38. Gene Ontology annotation, molecular function: structural constituent of ribosome. NCBI's taxonomy places the organism in Eukaryota, Fungi, Ascomycota, Saccharomycetes, Saccharomycetales, Saccharomycetaceae. Gene Ontology annotation, biological process: protein-RNA complex assembly; translation. The record is from RefSeq and is a predicted model, not a curated record. Gene Ontology annotation, cellular component: ribosome; cytosolic large ribosomal subunit. The transcript has a single exon. The coding region runs from base 1 to 237 and encodes 78 amino acids.